UACUUCAAGAUGGACAAGCCAAAAGGGCGGGGUUGUUGAGCAAGUAAGUCGACUUCACUGAAGAAAGUGCAUGCAUGGCUGUAGUUUGAGACUGUAUUGGAAUUUUGAAUGUGGAUCGAUAACAAAUUAUAGUUUGAGAAAAUAGUGCUCCAGUAGGUGUAAGACAGAUUUGAAAAAAAAAAACAUCAACAAGAAAGAUCUAUAAGCUUAGUGCUGUAAGUGUUAAAAAACAGAGCAAGGUAGAGAAAGUGAAAGUUGUGGUCCUGUAAUAGUGGAAGGAAGGAAUCUUAAGGUUCUUAAAGUUUUGUUUGAAUAUAUAUUAUAACAUAUCAACCUCUUGGUAUUGAACCUGUCCAGUACUGAAAGUUAAGAAUCUAUCUAAAAAGCGAAAGUAAACAAACAACGAAACAGUUACAACUUGUGUGGUGUUCCUGUAAGAAACAGCAACAGUUUAGAGAAUCUUUCAGUGGUUGAUAUAACAAUAAUAGGAACAGGUGCCCUCUGAUAUACUGACUACGAGUUUGAAAGGAAAGAAAGUAUCAAUCUGAUUUGAUUUUGCUUGUAAAGAGUGAAGAUUUUAUCAAUCCAACAUGGUGACUUGGUAUUUAGAUGAAAAUCACCUGGCAAUAUGUGCCAUAGUAACAGUUGCUAUGCAGUUUUCUUUCUUUUUAAUUGCGUGUACGUGUAAAUUUGAUAAAGUGACAGAUUUCGCUGGUGGAUCGAAUUUCGUGAUUUUAGCCAUCAUCACGUUUUUUCUGCCGGGGACGUAUAUUACCAGACAGAUCUAUACGACUAUAUUCGUGGUAGUCUGGGGAUUAAGACUGUCAGGAUAUCUAUUAUAUCGUAUUAUUAAAAUCGGAGAAGAUAAACGCUUCGAUGAUAAACGAGAAAAUCCUCUUCAGUUUGCUAUAUUCUGGAUAUUUCAGGCAGUGUGGGUAUUUACAGUCAGUUUACCGUUUAUAUUUAUCAACUCCCCGGUCAGUGCUUCACGAUUUCGUGAGUGGGCAGUACUGGAUAUUAUUGGUAUUAUAUUCUAUGUAAUUGGUUUAGUAUCAGAGACAGUGGCGGAUAUUCAGAAGUUUAAUUUCCGUAAUAACCCUGAUAACAAGGGCAAGUGGUGCGCUGUCGGAUUAUGGAAAUUUUCACGUCAUCCUAACUAUUUUGGUGAGAUUAUGGUAUGGUUAGGGUUAUUUCUAAUAUCAACUAGUAUAUUAAAAGAUGGUCAAUGGGUAGCAGUACUCAGUCCAAUAUUUACUAUAGUAAUAUUACUGUUUGUUAGUGGUAUACCGUUAUUAGAGAAGAAAGCAGAUGAACGUUACAGAAAAUUGGAAUCAUAUCAGAUUUAUAAAAACAGAACGAGUCCAUUAAUACCUCUACCUCCACCAUGUUACGCUGCCUUCCCCAACCUCUUGAAAUGUUUCUGUUGCUGUGAACUCCCACUCUAUAACCAUGCAGAAGAAGAGGAAAACGUCAUCGGAAAAAAUACAGGAACCUCUGAUAAUCGUCAAUCUUAUACACCAGAGUCUCAGAAUCCUUCAGUUUAG
Messenger RNA from Lottia gigantea (owl limpet), 1544 nucleotides. RefSeq lists its product as hypothetical. Gene Ontology annotation, biological process: lipid metabolic process. Gene Ontology annotation, cellular component: membrane. The record is from RefSeq and is a predicted model, not a curated record. The transcript has 6 exons. NCBI's taxonomy places the organism in Eukaryota, Metazoa, Mollusca, Gastropoda, Lottiidae. The coding region runs from base 591 to 1544 and encodes 317 amino acids. Gene Ontology annotation, molecular function: oxidoreductase activity, acting on the CH-CH group of donors.